Molecule: messenger RNA, 903 nt
Organism: Chaetomium strumarium
Lineage: Eukaryota; Fungi; Ascomycota; Sordariomycetes; Sordariales; Chaetomiaceae
Exons: 2
Molecular function (GO): oxidoreductase activity
Source: RefSeq, a predicted model, not a curated record
GGUACGACUGAAGAGCGACGAUACCUUGUGACACCACCUUGCCAAGGUUCGAUGAGCCGCAACAUGGGAUCUGAAUACCCUCACGCUCAUCACCGUGCGGUGGUUCCCAUUCGAGAUAUCCGUGGGCGGGAAUGUGACUUUACGCUGCGCACUCAUUCUUUCGCCGCCCUCCCAGGGGUGUUCUGUACUACACCGAGCCUCUCAACAACAUCCGGAGACCGACAUGCCACCGACUUUGACGACCCACUCCAAGUGUCAGCCAGGUACAUCCCGCGCGUCAAGGCCCUCCUCCUCAACCAACUUCCCGGCGCGACAGACGUCGCGGUGUUUGACCACACUGUCCGCAAGGCCUCCGCAACGAAAACACCCGCUCGACAGGUCCGGAAAAUCCAUAUCGACCAGUCGCCUCGGGGUGCUCUGGGACGGGCCCGCCGCCAUCUGGACCAGCAGACAGCUUCGAUGCUGGAGAGCGGGGCGAUACGCUUCUCCAUCAUCAACGUGUGGAAGUCGAUCAGGGGAACCGUCACCGACCACCCGUUGACCUUCGCCGAUUGCCGGUCGCUUCGCCAGUCCGACUUGGUCCCCGUCCGGCAGAUCUAUCCGGACUACGUGGGCGAGACGUACGCGCUCAAGCACCGGAGCACCCAAGAGUUCUGGUACUGGAGCAAUAUGGGCGAGGCUGAUGUUUUGCUGUUGCAGUGUUUUGAUAGCCUUGAGAGAGAUGAGGCUGAUGGUGUCGAUGAAGAUGGGGAUGACGGAUUGGCUUAUGCGCAAUGCGCCCAUGGGUCAUUUGAACUGAAUGAGGUAACUGGUGAGGCUGAGAAGCACGAGAGGGAAAGCAUUGAAGUGCGAUGUCUUGUCAUCUACGGUAUUCCGACCACCCAUUCUGCGAAGAUUACCUAG